Molecule: messenger RNA, 3392 nt
Organism: Clupea harengus (Atlantic herring)
Lineage: Eukaryota; Metazoa; Chordata; Actinopteri; Clupeiformes; Clupeidae
Gene: pi4kaa
Product: phosphatidylinositol 4-kinase alpha-like
Exons: 20
Coding region: 1163-3178 (671 amino acids)
Biological process (GO): phosphatidylinositol-mediated signaling; phosphatidylinositol phosphate biosynthetic process
Cellular component (GO): cytoplasm; plasma membrane
Molecular function (GO): 1-phosphatidylinositol 4-kinase activity
Source: RefSeq, a predicted model, not a curated record
GAGAUCCAGUAGACCACUGGGUCCCCAGAAGCACAUCCCAGGGUUCUUGCACAGGUCUGGGAAAGCUGGGAAAUGAUGCCAUUUGAAAUCCAGGCCUGGAAACUUUUUUGAAAAUUCCGGAAAUGUUUGGAAAAAAUGUGAUAUUGCAUUUACACAUUUUCGAGCCAUUCGGCGAGGUUUUGCAAACACGGUUGCAUCACCAAAAUGAAAAAAUACAUAAAUGUAUUCUCUACUUAAGCCCAGUCUCCCAUAACACACGUCAUUCAUCGUUUUUCCCUUUAUGGGAGGCUGAUCUGUUGUGGAUUCCAGACAAAUGAAGAUGAAGAAGGCAUGACAACUAAAACAGCAAAAAACACUAAUAGGCUUCUAGAAAUUUGUAUGAAUUUGAAACGACUGAAAUUCGUUCCCGUCGAAAGAGCAAGAACCCUUUCUUCAUUCUCUAUUGUGGUGCCAAUCAAAACAUCACAUCCAAGUCAUUGUAUUGUUGUAGAUGCAGUAGGAGUUGAAUGAGCAUGUUCGUAGAAUUAGAUCAUCUUGAUGUUAUUGUUUGUAACCCCUUCAGGUAGGACAGCUAUCUAGCUUAGCAGUGUAGGGCUAGCUGCCAUAGCUUUAGGUACCAGAGAGAUGCAGAGAUUCAAUUCUGAGAAUUUGGGGCUGGGGGGCUAGAAAGGAGCUGGCAGAAUAAAUGAGCGUAGGUGAGGGGCUUAAUUGUCAAGUUUGAAAGCAUUUGGGGUCUGGGUUAGGCAAAUAGAGACAGAAUUAAAGGUGCAGUCUGUGAUUCAAAUCUCAUACAAUUUUGGUCUUAUUCAGCGAAUUACUCCUCACGGUCAUCUAGCUGUCUGUUCAGUGUUUGCAGUUUAAAAAAAAAAAAAAAAAAAAACUCUGGCUCGGACCAAACCAUAAAAAAUUCCAGCCAAUCGACACGCGUGCCUCAGGAGCACAGAAGAGAGGGAUAUAAUUUUAUUGGCUGUUGAGCUCAAACAUCAACCUUUCGUGACUCCGAAUCACAGACUGCAUGUUUAAGAAAGGCAAAGGGGGUCAGGUACAGCGAAAGGAAGUAGUGAGGGUUAAAGGCGCACGGCUGCAUGUCCUCUGACCGAGGUGUGUGUGCAUUUGGCCUCUGGCAGACCAGCAGGACCCGUCUCUGAACAGCCUGUCGGUGAUGAACGCCGCCGACCCGCGGAACAUGGACGCCAGGCAGCAGAGCGCCCAGGGCUGGAUCAACACCUACCCCCUCUCCAGCGGCAUGUCCACGGCCUCCAAGAAGUCAGGCAUGUCCAAGAAGAGCAACCGUGGCACUCAGCUCCACAAGUACUACAUGAGGCGCAGGACACUACUGCUGGCCCUGCUGGCCAGCGAGAUUGAGCGCCUGACCACCUGGUACAACCCACUGUCCACCCAAGAGCUGGCCAUCCCAAUCGAGCAGUCGGUGGAGACCAGUAUCGCCAACUGGAGGUCCAAGUACAUCAGCCUGAGCGAGAAGCAGUGGAAGGACAAUGUCAACCUGGCCUGGAACAUCGCCCCUUACCUGGCCAUGCAGCUACCUGCCAGGUUUAAGAAUGCGGAGGCCAUUGUGGCAGAGGUGACGCGCCUCGUCCGCCUGGACCCUGGAGCCGUCAGCGAUGUCCCAGAGGCGGUCAAGUUCCUGGUCACCUGGCACACCAUAGACGCUGACUCUCCGGAGUUGAGUCACAUCCUGUGCUGGGCUCCGGCCGACCCCCCCACCGGCCUGUCCUACUUCUCCAGCAUGUACCCCCCCCACCCGCUCACUGCCCAGUACGGGGUCAAAGUACUGCGCUCCUUCCCUCCCGAUGCCAUUCUCUUCUACAUUCCUCAAAUAGUCCAGGCGCUGCGCUUUGACAAGAUGGGCUACGUGCGCGAGUACAUUCUGUGGGCGGCGCAGAAGUCCCAGCUGCUGGCCCACCAGUUCAUCUGGAACAUGAAGACAAACAUCUUCAUGGACGAGGAGGGACACCAGAAAGACCCGGACAUCGGGGAGCUGCUGGAGCAGAUGAUGGAGGAGAUCAUCGGGGGUCUGUCCGGGCCGGCCAAAGACUUCUACCAGCGCGAGUUUGACUUCUUCAACAAGAUCACCAACGUCUCCGCCAUACUCAAGCCUGUUCCUAAGGGAGAGGAGAGGAAGAGAGCCUGUCUGAAAGCCCUGGCUGACAUCAAAGUUCAGCCUGGCUGCUAUUUGCCCAGCAACCCUGAGGCCAUUGUUUUGGACAUCGACUACAAGUCAGGCACCCCUAUGCAGAGUGCCGCCAAGGCUCCUUAUCUGGCCAAGUUUAAAGUCAAACGGUGUGGCGUUAGCGAGCUGGAGAAGGAAGGUCUGCGUUGUCCCUCUGACUCUCUAGAGGAUGGCGAUGAGAACUCGGAGGCUGCGCGGAGGAUUAUCUGGCAGGCGGCCAUCUUUAAAGUGGGAGACGACUGCAGACAGGAUAUGCUGGCUCUUCAGAUCAUUGGCCUCUUUAAGAACAUCUUCCAGCUGGUUGGACUGGAUCUGUUUGUGUUUCCAUACCGGGUGGUGGCCACUGCCCCAGGGUGCGGGGUCAUCGAGUGCAUCCCUGACUGCAAGUCACGUGACCAGCUGGGUCGACAGACGGACUUUGGCAUGUAUGACUAUUUCAGGAAUCAGUAUGGGGACGAGUCUACACUGGCCUUCCAGAAGGCGCGUUACAACUUCAUCCGCAGCAUGGCGGCCUACAGUCUGCUGCUCUUCUUGCUGCAGAUCAAAGACAGACACAACGGCAACAUCAUGCUGGACAGCAAGGGACACCUCAUUCACAUUGACUUCGGCUUCAUGUUCGAGAGCUCCCCUGGCGGUAACCUUGGCUGGGAGCCCGACAUCAAGCUGACCGAUGAGAUGGUGAUGAUCAUGGGCGGAAAGAUGGAGGCCACCCCCUUCAAGUGGUUCAUGGAGAUGUGUGUGCGAGGAUACCUGGCUGUCAGGCCCUACAUGGAUGCUGUAGUGUCUCUGGUGACUCUGAUGCUGGACACUGGACUGCCAUGCUUCAGGGGACAAACCAUCAAGCUCCUCAAGCAGAGGUUCAACCCGGCCAUGAGUGAGAAAGAUGCCGCUGCCUUCAUCAUCAAAAUCAUCCAGAGUUGCUUCCUUAGUAGCAGGAGCAAGACCUACGACAUGCUCCAGUACUACCAAAACCAGAUCCCCUACUGAAUAUCAGCCAAGAGAGCAUUCGUCAUUAUCUACACACCUCCGAGUCUCUCUGUGUGUGUGUGUGUGUAUGUGUGUGUGUGUGUGUGUGUGUGUGUGUGUGUGUGUGUGUGUGUGGUCGAACGUAUGACAUGUCAUCCGAGCUCCAGUUGGAAAUGGAUUGUUUGAAAUGUACUUGUUUGAUCAGAUUCUAAAUAUAAACUUAAGUAUAUGGAAA